ACUUAAAUUCCCAUCCCAAUAUGCCCUUCUAAUCUCGUCCCAAAAUACUCCCACAACAUUCCCAAAAUACACCUAUUACUAUUUUUCUUUGUUUCUUUUUUUUUUUUAAUUUUCAUGAUGGAUGACCCUAUUUACAUAGAGAAACUUCAAGCCAUGAAGAGAUACAGAAAGACAAGUACAACAUCAAUAGGACUCCUUUCAAAACUAUUCCAAUACUUUUUAUCAGCUUUGGCAGUUGGCUUACUCCUCUCAAGACUAUGUUCUUCUCUCAUGUUCUUAUUCUCAAUGCCCAAGUACUUGUUCAUAGUUUGCAAUAUUAUCAUAAUCAUCUUCCUCGCCGGAGAUUCUAAGCUGUCGAAGGCUUCUCCGGCACCGGAUAUCUACGAAGAAUAUGUGAAGAGGAACCAGAGUGAGAUGGGCAAUGUGGUUGAGGACAUGGAUGAGGAGGAUCAAGAGGAUCAUGAGAAUCAUGAGGAGAUGGAUAAAAGGUUUGAUGAGUUCAUUGCAAGAGUUAUCAUUCAAAGGAGGAAUGAAGCAAGAAUGCUACUUUUCAGUGAAGGAAUGAACAUCAUGCAAUGAAGUGAGUGAGAGAUGUUUAUAUAUAGCUUAUGAUAGACUUAUAUAUAUAUAUAUAUAUAUGGGAUGUUGUUAGGAUUUGAAUACAUAUACAUGUAACAAGCUUGCAUGGGUUUGGUUCUUUGUAAAUAUCAAAGUACUAAGCUUG
Molecule: messenger RNA, 724 nt
Organism: Dioscorea cayenensis subsp. rotundata (Guinea yam)
Lineage: Eukaryota; Viridiplantae; Streptophyta; Magnoliopsida; Dioscoreales; Dioscoreaceae
Exons: 1
Coding region: 115-579 (154 amino acids)
Source: RefSeq, a predicted model, not a curated record